Messenger RNA from Cyclocybe aegerita, 1227 nucleotides. The record is from the annotation of a GenBank genome assembly. Lineage: Eukaryota; Fungi; Basidiomycota; Agaricomycetes; Agaricales; Hemipholiotaceae.
UAUGUCCCUUAUAACUCCCAGUUCACAUCCAAGAGGCGGAGGGGCCACUAAAGGAGGGGUCAGGAAGCAUGAAAACAACCAGAUAUAUGCACACCCACUGCCUCUUCUCUUCGUCGAGCCUCCUCGAAGUCGAAUCGGCUCAAUACUCGGACUGCUAGGCCUUUCGCUAACUCGUGUCGAAAAUCCUCAUUGCGAAGGAAUAUUCGACCCAGUCACUCAUUCUGUUUGGGUGUCCAACCUUGAUCACUCACUUCUUCUCUGGCGAAGAGGUUUCUUUGGAAAGGGAGAUCUAUCACGAAGUGAACCUAGUUGGCUCGCACGACAACUCAAUAUCAGGAAGAAUGCGGGAAAGGAACUCACAUCUGAAGAAGUGACUGCCAAACGUCGAGCAGAGCGAAAACAAUUCAAGCUCGAUCGAGCACGAGCUAUCGCAGCAGUAGCGGAAGAAGCAGAAACCAUUUUUGCGACAGAAGGGCGUGUCAUAACCCCUGCUCUAUCUGGUCCUGCAAUCCCUUCAGCCGCUACUUGGAAACCAACCUCACGACCACAACCUUCAGAAGAAGAGACAUCACCACCCACCCCAGCUGAAGGUGUAGCUGAAGACGCACCAGAGGAAGAAGGGCCUCUCAGAGAUGUUGAGCAUCUCCAACUUACCCUUCAAGAAGCUUUUUUCCUUCUAUGGACGAUGGACUGUCUAACAGUGCUGGAUCCUCAAUCGCUCCAACCAAUGUCUCUAAAACAAAUUUGGCUUGCUUUCCAAACAGCUGAGCUUCCUCCCCCAAUACCAGCGCCCUCAGACCCUUUUUCUGUUCUCCGAUUCGACAACCCGUUCCUCAUCAACUACGUCGUAUACCACCACUACCGCUCACUAGGUUGGGUUGUGAAAGGUGGAAUUAAAUUCUGCGUGGACUAUCUCCUGUACAAGAGAGGUCCUGUUUUUGCACACGCAGGACUCGCUCUUGUCGUCCUUCCCGUCUACGAGGACACAGAAGACCAAAUAUCAUCUCCACUCGACCUCCAGAACUCGUCUCCUUUCUCGUGGUCGUGGUUAAGCACAAUCAACCGUGUAAACUCUCAAGUGCAAAAGACAUUAAUACUUGUAUACGUGACUAUCCCUGCCCGGUCAAGAGUCCCUUUAGAUGUGCUGCAAUCACCUGCCUGCCUGGCACACUACUCUGUCAGAGAAGUUGUCCUACGGCGAUUCAUCCCAGCCCGGAUGCGCGACUG